AUGCGUCUACCAGGAGCCGGGCUCCUCCUCAGGGGCCUCUGCCUUUCAGUCUUUCUGUCAAGCCCCGCAGAGGCCAUCGAUUUGGAUAUUAGCAGUGAACAAUCGAUCAAAGAUGCCGCCAGCACAGCCGUAUAUGCUAUGAUGACCUAUUAUUCCGGUAACGAGACCGGUCAAAUACCUGGCGCUUUCCCAUCUAAAUGGUGGGAGGGAUCGGCGCUAUUCCUCGCCCUCCUCCAUUAUUGGCACUUUACCGGCGAUACCACAUAUAAUGAUGAGCUACGGGUUGGCCUGGAGUGGCAAUCUGGAACCGAUGGAGACUACAUGCCUGCCAACUAUAGUAGUUACUUGGGAAAUGACGAUCAAAUGUUUUGGGGAGUCGCUGCUAUGACUGCCGCCGAAAUGAAAUUCACCGAUUCAUCCACCGGAUUUUCUUGGUUAUCCCUCGCUCAGGGAGUAUUCAACACACAGAUCAAACGAUGGGACACCACCAAGUGCUCGGGUGGAAUGCGCUGGCAGAUAUACCCCUACCAAAGCGGUUAUACCAUGAAGAACGCGAUCUCAAACGCUGGAUUGUUUCAGCUGUCCGCUCGCUUGGCGCGUUAUACAGGAGAUGCUAUUUAUCUCACAUGGGCUAAUAAGAUUUGGGACUGGUCUGUGUCAACGAAUUCAUCGCCCUUGAUCAAUAAUGCGACAUGGGAUGUUGCUGAUUCAACAAACAUGGAGAAUGAUUGUACAACACGUGGAAACACUCAAUGGUCAUACAACUAUGGAGCUUAUAUGACGGGAGCCGCCUAUUUAUACAAUUAUACAAACGGAAGUUCUUACUGGCUCGAAGCCGUCAACGGUCUCCUGAAUCAGACAUUGUUGUCAUUUAUCCCUGACAGCAACGGAGGCAUUUUUGAGGAAGUCACAUGCGAGCCUACAGAAGUGUGCAAUAACAAUGAGAUCCUUUUCAAGGGACUCGUCUCCUCCUGGCUGUCGUUUACCGCUAUGCUUGUUCCGUCGACUUACAGCAGAAUCGUCCCUAAGCUGCAAACAUCAGCCCAAGCCGCCGCUAAGUCAUGCACAGGUCAUAGCAACAAUACGUGCGGUGUCAGAUGGUAUAAAUCUACAUAUGACGGGUGGAUCGGAAUGGAGGAGCAAGUCAGCGCAAGCGAUAUCUUCUCGGCAAGCUUGGUCAGUUUCAAUGCGGUAGGGCCAGUCACAUCGACAACAGGAGGAAACAGUACCAGCAACCCAAAUGCUGGAAAUAACGACAGCACGACGACCACUACGCAGAAUGUUAUCACUACGAAAGAUAAAGCUGGGGCCGGAAUUCUGACGGUUCUUUUUGUUGUCGGCUGGGCUGGCCUCAUCGGAUGGACAGUUCUAGGUGGUUAA
Penicillium manginii is the source of this 1380-nucleotide messenger RNA. RefSeq names its product glycoside hydrolase family 76 protein. Gene Ontology annotation, molecular function: mannan endo-1,6-alpha-mannosidase activity. The coding region runs from base 1 to 1380 and encodes 459 amino acids. The record is from RefSeq and is a predicted model, not a curated record. Gene Ontology annotation, biological process: fungal-type cell wall biogenesis; carbohydrate catabolic process. NCBI's taxonomy places the organism in Eukaryota, Fungi, Ascomycota, Eurotiomycetes, Eurotiales, Aspergillaceae. The transcript is spliced from 4 exons.